Vicia faba (fava bean) is the source of this 1320-nucleotide messenger RNA. Lineage: Eukaryota; Viridiplantae; Streptophyta; Magnoliopsida; Fabales; Fabaceae. The record is from the annotation of a GenBank genome assembly.
AUGCCUGACAUGAAUUCCUACCAUUUUUUGCAACAUGUUACACAGCAAAUCAAAAUUCCAGUCAUUAUGAUGUGUGUUGAUCAAUCAAUAACGCCAAGUCUAAUGAUGAAGGCGAUUGAAAAAGGCGCUUGUGGAUUUUGGAUUAAGCCUUUGAGUGAAGGUCAAAUCAAUAACAUAUGGCAACAUGUUGUAAGAAAAUUUUUGAAAGAAAACAAUCAGCAUGAUCAAGUUCUUGAAAUCUUGAAUGUAAAAGAUUUGAAAAAAGGGAAAAAGAUGAUUAUGCACCUACUUCUUCUUGUGAUGAUAAUAUUAACUAUCAGCCUUCAACAAAGAGGAGUCGUUUUUCAUGAGCAACUAAGAGGUAUUUCCCUUGAAGCUCAAUUUGUCCUUAACAAAUAUGAUGCCAAAUUGAAUCAUAAGCCAAUUCUCAUCUACAUUUGUAAGUACUGGACUCGACAUGUUGUUAGUAAGAAGAUAGAUGGUAUCAGAAACAAAAUUGAAGAUGCUUCUAGGAGAAGAAAAGCAUAUGGUUUAGUGCAAAUUCAAAGCCGAGUCGUAUCUAAGAUUCAAAUAUUACGUGCACGGAUGCAACCGUAUCUCGCUGCCAAGAAAUCCAAUGUGGUUGGAUUUGAUAAUGACACACAAGUUCUGAUGACGGAGUUACUGUCGGACGAGAAAUGCCGCUGCAUUACUUGGAUUGUUGGAGUCGGAGGCACAGGUAAGACAACACUAGCCAAUUUGAUAUUUGAAGACAACACUGUUGUAGCUCAUUUUCAGCGUCGCGUAUGGGUGUCACUGCCUUCAAAUUGUAUGACAGACCAGUUUGUUGCAGAAAUUGGCAAGGAGACCGCUAAGAAAAUUACAGUAGAAGAAGAAAACAUGCCCACUGAUUACGUACUCACAACCUUGGCACACUCAAAGUACCUUAUAGUUGUUGAUGGCCUUAAAGAAACAUCCAAAGUAUACUUGGAUACCUUGAACAGGGUCAUACCUGAUAUGUUAACAGGAAGGAAAGUUCUUUUUACUACUCGCAAUGCAACAGUAGCCCAACAUGCAGCAGGUAGAAUCAUUCUUCACCCAUUACAGUUAUUAGAUGAUGAAACUAGUUGGCUGUUGUUCACAAGACAUUUGAAGGUCCCCAAGUCAGAAACAAAACUUAUCAAGGUUGGAAAAGAAAUUGUGAUGAAAUGUGGGGGACUGCCAUCACAAAUACUGAAAAUAAGUGAUUUGCUUUCACAUAAAGAUGUUACACAUGAGGAAACUCUUAACCCAUCCACGGUUCAGCCCUGCAUAGAAAGAUUAAAAAGCAAAAGUCAAUAA